Anopheles marshallii is the source of this 804-nucleotide messenger RNA. RefSeq lists its product as uncharacterized. The transcript is spliced from 5 exons. Bases 1 to 804 code for a protein of 267 amino acids. The record is from RefSeq and is a predicted model, not a curated record. Lineage: Eukaryota; Metazoa; Arthropoda; Insecta; Diptera; Culicidae.
AUGGACAGCAUUAGCACGUGGAACAGUUUUAGGAUGGGUCGGCACGUUGCGAUAUCGGGUGUACUUCUGCUGACAGUGAUGUGUCGCUAUGCAACUGCUCAAACUUCGUCGGGUUCGCUUCCCGAACCGGUGUGUGGUCAGAUCUCGCAAAUGCUGGACAACUGCUUCCGCAACUCUUCCCCAUCGAUUGCGGUCGAGCUGCUGGACUCCGUCAAGAUACCGGACUCGGUGGAGGAAAUUAGCGACCGGUGUCUACUGUUCAACCGGGGCAUGGAAUGUGUACAGCACUAUCUGAACGUGUGCGUGGACCAGAAGGAACGGAAAAUCAUCGAAAACGAGGUGUACGGUGCGAAACGAUUGUACGAGUUCUUAUGCCGGGAUCGCUCGUUUCAGAAGGAGUUUCUCCAGCACAAGGAUUGUUUCCAUCACGUGCAUCGCGACUGGGACGUCUGUUCGGGCAAGUUUGUCGGCAUUCUGAAGGAGGAAAUGUCGAAAACGACCAAGCAAUCGAUGAACGUGCAGUACAUGCACUUCUGCUGCGCCCGGUAUGGGUAUGAAAAUUGCGUCUACAACAGUGCCCGGUACAAGUGUCACCAUAAUUCGGCCAUAUUUCUUCGUACCGUCGCUAAGUUGCUGUCCACCGAUAAACACUUUCUGAACUGUGAUAAGAUCGAACGCGAGGUCUGUUCCUCCGGGACGAGGAGCUUUGUGUGGGGGACGCUUGUGGUGCUGCUGGGUGUGGUGGGACUGGUGCGGAUUUUUGGUACCGGCAGGUACUUCUCAUCUAUUGUUUUCCAUCAGUAA